Messenger RNA from Leptomonas pyrrhocoris, 1145 nucleotides. RefSeq lists its product as hypothetical. The coding region runs from base 45 to 1145 and encodes 366 amino acids. The transcript has a single exon. The record is from RefSeq and is a predicted model, not a curated record. NCBI's taxonomy places the organism in Eukaryota, Euglenozoa, Kinetoplastea, Trypanosomatida, Trypanosomatidae.
AGAACUGCAAACGCUCCUCUCAGAAAAUAAAAUAGAAUAACACCAUGUCGAUGCUUAAAGUCGUUGCGACGCUUUUAUUGCUGGUCCUCGGCGGCGCCGUCCUCCUCCGCUGGAUGCAGGGCAGGCACGCCAGCGAGUGGGAGGACGGCGUCGGCAACAACGGGGACAGCAAGCGCGGCAAGAAGAACGGCCAUCGCAAGGCGCAUCGAGGACGCGCGCCCGCGCAGGGCGACAGCAACGGCGGCGACUCCGCAGACGAGGAAGACGUCUCGGACGCCGACAACGCGGCGGCAUCGGUCGCUGGCGGUCGUGGAGGCCUACAGCCAAACGCCGGCCGCGGCGUUGGAGGUGGUUUACGCCGGCGUGGCCAGCGCGGUGCACGCGGGCUCGGCGCAACUGCGGAGCCGCACGACGACGCGGACGGGGAAGACGACGACGCGUACGACGAGCACGGGGUCAAGCUGACGCGCCUGCAGCGCAAAAAGCUGGCAAAGGAGCGGGAGCGAGCGGAGCGGCGGCAGGCGCAGGAGGCCGCGUUGGAGGCGCAGCGGGAGCGAUCGGACGAGACGACACUUCGAGCGGCGGAGGCGGAGCUGCGAGAAGAGGAGCUUCACGCCGCCGAGGAAUCCGCCCUGCGACAGCUGCGCGCGGACAAGGAGAGGGCCGACAACGAGGAGUACGCGAAAUGGGUGGGCCACAUCGGUGUGGAGGAGCGCGGCGAACUCGGCGAUGAAGCGCGCGAGCGGCAGACGCGUGUGCAGGCUUUCCUGCUUGAGCGUGCGGCGCAGGUGCAAGCACGUGCACGACGCAGUUCCGCCGCUGUUGCGGCCACUUGUGAGCCGCACGGGUCAAGCGAGGCACACAAGGAGGAGGAGGAAGAAGGAAAGGACAAGGAGAAGGAGGGUCACGUGUUGGUGCUGCAGGCGGCCGCGCGGGAGUUAAAGGUCUCUGUGGAGGAGCUGGUCACCACGAUUGAGCAGCUGACGCGCGAGGGGAAGGUGGACGGUGUGUUUGAUGAUCGCGGGAAGUACGUUUUUAUUGCCCCGGAGCACUUCCCGCAGCUGGCGCAGUUCCUGCGUCUGCGUGGGCGGGUGUCCGUGCAGGAGUUUACGCGGGAGUGCAACCGCGUAGUGAUGCAGGCGUGA